GACUGCCACCGUCGCAAUCAGAAGAGCAUGGCCGAGCCCCUCGCACCUGUACCGCUCGUGCGCGUCGAGGCCGAUGGCUCGUUCCACCUCGACGACGCCGCCGUCGCCAAGCUCGACAAGAUCAAGGGCAAGAUCGCCAUCGUCGCCGUCGCCGGCCUCUACCGCACGGGCAAGUCGUUCCUCCUCAACUUGCUCGUGAACGCGCAGAGCCCGGACGCGGUCGCGACCACGGGCCAUGGCUUUGCGGUUGGCGGCACCAUCAACGCGUGUACAAAAGGCAUUUGGAUGUGGGGCGAGCCGUUCGUCAUGGAGGACGGCACGUCGGUCAUCUUUCUCGAUACCGAAGGCAUUGGGUCGGUCGACCGCGAGCAGACGCACGACACGCGCCUCUUUGCCCUCGCGCUGCUCUUGGGUUCGUACUUUGUCUACAACAGCCGCGGCGUCAUCGAUGGCAACGCCGUCGAAGACCUCUCGCUCGUCGUGAACCUCUCCAAGCACAUCCAGACGUCGGCGACGUCGCAGACCAACCCGGGCGCGCUCCAUGAGUUUUUCCCAUCAUUUCUCUGGGUCGUGCGGGACUUUACGCUCCAGCUCCAAGACAAUGGCAAGGAAAUCACGUCCAAGCAGUACCUCGAGAACGCGCUCAAGCCGCAGGGCGGCUUCUCGGCCGACGUGGCGGCGCGGGACCAGAUCCGACUUCUCCUAUCCGACUUUUUCCGCGACCGCGACUGCGUGACGCUCGUGCGCCCCGUGGAAGACGAGGCGCAGCUCCGAAACUUGCCCAACGUCCCGUACGGCGAGCUCCGCGAAGAGUUCCGCACCAAGUUUGAAGCGAUGAAGAAGCGGCUGUUUGAAAAGGCGGCGCCCAAGUGCCUCUUUGGGAAGGCACUCAACGGCGCCAUGUUUACGAAUCUCGCCAAGUCGUACAUUGAGGCACUCAACAGCGGCAAGGCGCCGGUGAUUUCGAGUGCGUGGUCCCGCGUCGUGCAAGCGCAGUGCGAAGACGCGGUGGACGAAGCGGUCGAGCAGUACAAGAAGCAAAUGAACACGCGGGUCGCCGACUACAUCGAAGGCAAGGAGAACUUUAUCGACAUGCUCGAGAAUGAGGCCAACGACGCGAUCGAAGCGGCGUCCGACACGCAAAUCGUCAACGUCGGCGCGGGCACGGCGCAGUUUGAUGAGUUUGGCAACCUCAAGCGGUUUGUGCAGCCGCCGCCCGAGCCGCCGAGCGACCUCUUCGUGUCGGCGACGACCGUGGAGGACGCGGUGACGCCGCCGCCAGCGCCCAUCGUCAAGGAGGCCAUCUCGCUGCCGGCGCCGACAGCCGAUGUGGAUGCGAUCCACGCGCUGUGCUUGAGCCAUGCGGAAAAGGUGCUUCGGUCCGCCGACAUUGGCGAUCAAGCGGACAUGCAGUCGUUCAAACUGGCCUUUCGCGCGGCGACCAACAGCAUCCUCGACGUGUACAAGCAAAAGAACGCGGCUGCGUCCAUGAUCUACUGCAAGAAUCUGCUGCACUUUUUGACGGCGCACCACUUUAACCCGUUCAAGCAGCCCGAGUUUGACGCGCUGCAGUACUUUCAACGCACGUCGCACUACCUGUCCGAGCUCGACGUCGUGUACAAGGAGUACUGCCGCAUGGCGGUCGGCCCCUCCGCGGACGCGGCGUACUGCGCGUUCAUGAGCCAAAACGUCUUCAACCAAGUGAUCGAGUGGACCGAGGACACCAACAAGGCGCACGCGUCGGCCCUGAGCGCGCUCCAGAACGAUUUGAGUGCGAUUAGCCUCCAAGUCGCAAGUGCACAGGGCCAAGCCACGGCCAUGAAGGAGCUCGCACAGCAAGACAUUCUCAAGUCCGAGUCGAGUUUGAAGGAAGCCGAGCGCAAGUCCAAGGGCGAAGUCGACGCGCUCCGGGCGACGCUCGAGUACAAGACGCACGAGCUCGAGCACGUGCUCAACCACAAUGCGACGCUGCGUCGGCUCGCCGACACGGCGCAAGCGAGCAACUUUCGCGCCAACGAAGUCGCGACCAACAAGAGCCCGCAGCACUACGCCGGGUACCUCAUCAAGCAAGGACGCCCGAUGCCGAACGCGGCGCCCGGCCAGCGCGUCAAGUGGCAGCAGCGCUACUUUGUGCUCAACGGCCCGGCCUUGCGCUACUACAACACGAAGGAUGAUUUUGAACGCGCACGCUCGGAUGACCCGCCGAUCGACGUCUCGCGCGCGGUCAUUGAAGAGGACAAGGAGGUCCCGGAAGCCUUCUCGAUCGCGUUCCCCGACAACUCGCACUAUACGCUGCACUUGCACGCCAAGUCGACGUACGUCAAGGACGAGUGGAUCGAACAGCUCCUCAAGGUGCGCCGCAACCUCUCGUCCAGUGGUGCGGGUCGCACCGCGCCCACGUCCAAGUCGGCGUCGUCGAGCUACGCGUCGCGCGAGUUUUAAUGACUGCUUUGACGUCGCCGACCUACCAAUAUGAAGCGUAUUCGUCUAUUAGUCAUCAGCGG
This is a messenger RNA of Saprolegnia parasitica CBS 223.65, 2504 nucleotides long. RefSeq lists its product as hypothetical. The transcript has 5 exons. The record is from RefSeq and is a predicted model, not a curated record. Bases 28 to 2442 code for a protein of 804 amino acids. NCBI's taxonomy places the organism in Eukaryota, Oomycota, Saprolegniomycetes, Saprolegniales, Saprolegniaceae. Gene Ontology annotation, molecular function: GTP binding; GTPase activity.